Messenger RNA from Ectocarpus sp. CCAP 1310/34, 530 nucleotides. The record is from the annotation of a GenBank genome assembly. NCBI's taxonomy places the organism in Eukaryota, Phaeophyceae, Ectocarpales, Ectocarpaceae.
AUGUCGGUGCAGGUCUCGGCAGACGUAUCCGGAGUAACGUGCGUGGUAAGGAAGUGGGAACAAGGGGUGGCAGUGUCGGGGGUCUGGGGGAGCAUGGGCUUGAAUGGGGAUUGCCUCAGAAAGAGCAAGACGGCGGAUGUUUUUCUCUUGGUGUGACCGGUGGCAAUAUCGAUCAGCAAUGUCGCACAGACUUUUGCGCGCCGAAAUAUGCGUGCGACAGCUUUAACCUAACCACGUCGGUGGAAAGCGGAUUUCUGUUCAAUACGGUGUCAGGGGUACCAGGGAAGACGGGGCCGAGUUUUGUUUGAUUUCGGGUGGAUGAGGUUGGGGUUUUGUUCGUUUUUCUCCAUCUAAGGUUCGUGCCUAGAGUUCAGCUGUAGUGUUUCGACAAAAGUUUUGUUGACUUAGAGGCAAACAUUCCUAGCUAUUGGGCAUCGAGUUAAUUUGGCUUGGAAUGACGGCCUUUACGAUCGACUUUUUAUGUAUGUCUGGAUUUAUCUGCACUUGUCGGAGGGCAAACAAAAAAAUAA